Molecule: messenger RNA, 822 nt
Organism: Bathycoccus prasinos
Lineage: Eukaryota; Viridiplantae; Chlorophyta; Mamiellophyceae; Mamiellales; Bathycoccaceae
Exons: 1
Coding region: 1-822 (273 amino acids)
Source: RefSeq, a predicted model, not a curated record
AUGCAGAGUCAAUUUAUAUUCGGCCAUCAGACGCGCAUCGUGAGUCGCAGUAAAAACGGUACCAUCAUCGCCGCGAGUACUCUAAAACUCAGAAAUCAGAGUAAUCAUCAUCAAACUUUUGCCGUGACUCGUCCAAAAUCUAACAACAUACCAAGCAGCAGCAGAAGAAGAAGAAGAUCAUCAUCAUCAUCAUCAUCAUCAUGGGUAACAUCGACGAUUGUGGUGGCAUCGUCGUCGACUGGAUUAUUUGACUGUCCUAUUUUCGCGGAAAAGGCGUUGGAUAAGUUUCAGCAAUCGACGAGUUCAACAACAAAAGCUACGACAGAAGAAGCGAGAGUUUUGUUCGAGAAUAACUAUAUAAUCUUGGACUGUCGAGCGCUCGAUGAGAUUGAUUUCGAGGGAAGAUGCUCCGGGAAACCAAACGUUAUCGAAGUACCGUUAAUAAACGCGAAAAGAGUGUACGAUGCGGACGCAGGGAAGAAGGUAUAUAAGCAAGAAAAAGUAAACGCCGAGGCGUUCCUAUCGAGCGUGACGGCGAAAGCAGGAGCGACGAAGGACGCGAAGAUUAUGAUUAUGGAUAGUAUAGGAGGCGUGAGAGCGGAAAGGGCGUUCGAGAUACUCUCUUCGAAUGGAUUUUCGUCUCUUGUAUUAGUGGACGGAGGUGUAAACGCGUGGAAAGCGGCAUGGGAUGCGACCAUGCGCCGACGACAGUUGCCCGGCUCGUUUUCUCGCGGGUUCGAUAACGCAAUGUUUUCCGACUCCAUGGUCAGUCACGCAGAAACGUUUGGAAGUGGAGGAGACGAAACGGCCUGGGUGGUAUAG